This is a messenger RNA of Octopus sinensis (East Asian common octopus), 2676 nucleotides long. RefSeq lists its product as uncharacterized. The transcript has 8 exons. The record is from RefSeq and is a predicted model, not a curated record. Lineage: Eukaryota; Metazoa; Mollusca; Cephalopoda; Octopoda; Octopodidae. Bases 234 to 2609 code for a protein of 791 amino acids.
AAAUGAACGGCGUCAUUUUUGAACUGAGUUGUGGGAAUCCUUCUUGAAUUGUGUAUACAAUAUAUACAUACAUAGGUGUAUAGGCAUAAAACUUUAUAUACACAGCUGAACAGGGGCUGUAUUCUUAUAUAGUUCUAUCCCUAUACACAUGUAUUAGAUAUCUGUGUAUUUAUAAAUACAGUCUGUAGGAUACUUUAAGUAAUCGGGCGUCUACUAUUUAUAUUUCUAAAACGAUGGAUUGGUCAGAUCUGGAACGUGGAGACAUUGUCCCAAUUGAUGAGGAGGUGUUUGACUUUGAUAUUGAAUCUGACAGUGAUGAAGAAAUAUUCUUUGGAGAUGUUGGGUUUACAGAGAAGUGUGUAGCACAUGAAAUAGAUAGCAUAUGCAAUGCUGAGCCCCUGCCUGAACUUACAUCUGAACAAUGGAAAGAGAUGGAGAAAGAAGCAUACAAAGUGGUUGCUGCAAUCCGUGAGAAUCAGGGGAACUGUAAUAGUCCCCUUACCAAGGUCCCUUCCAUUGAUACACCUAGUUUGUCACAGAGCACCGGGUUAAAACGAAAGCUGCAGUCCUUGAAUGAAAACUCAAUUAAACAAUCACCUCUUCUGGACAUUACAAACUACAGUAAUACAAGAUUGAAUAAAUCUUCAGUCUUGAUUUAUAGUAAUAGUAAAUUCGAUGAAAAUGUCUUGGAUUCUUCCAUUUUCAAAAUGAAUAGCUCAUGUGAUGAACAUCUAGGUUUAGUGAAACCGGUGUGUUUGAACUUUGAUGACGUAGAACCUUCUCCUAAAAAAAUCCGCUGCUUUAAUGCUUUCAUGUCACCCGGUAAGGAUGUUCCAUUGCUUAUAAAUGAAACCUGUGAGGGUCUGUAUAUGAAUAGUCCCACAGCCAAGGACACAGUUCCUUUUGAUUUUAAACUAAAUGAAGCUGACCUUGAAAAUUCUAUUAAAACAACCAGGCAUAAAUCUCGGCAUUUGAAUCAGGGAAGAUCUGUCAAUAAAAGAACUCCUGUUAAAGUAAAAGAACCACGUACUCCGGAGAGUUUUACAAAAAUGAGUUCCAGUACACCAGUUGAUGAAGUUAAACGCUCUCGCAACAGUAUCCUAAAUGUGUCGUUCACAGUGGACAGAGAUGAGAGCUUCUUGAAAAAGCUUGAAGAUUCAGAUUUACUGAAAAAUACAAAAACUUCUUUACCCAGACCGUUCAUUGUUGACAGUGAGAAACCACUGUUAAACAAGUCGUUCACUGUUGACUGUAAGAAACCACAACUAAAUGAGUCGUUUACUGUUAAAAACAUGACACCACCAUUAAAUAAGUCGUUUACUGUUAGAAACCAGAUGCCACGAUUAAAUGAGUCGUUUACUGUUAAAAACCAGACACUACCAUUAAAUGAGUCGUUUACUGUUAAAAACCAGACACUACCAUUAAAUGAGUCGUCUGCUGUUAAAAACCAGACACCACCAUUAAAUGAGUCGUUUACUGUUAAAAACCAGACACUACCAUUAAAUGAGUCGUUUACUGUUAAAAACCAGACACUACCAUUAAAUGAGUCGUUUACUGUUAAAAACCAGACACUACCAUUAAAUGAGUCGUUUACUGUUAAAAACCAGACACCACCAUUAAAUGAGUCGUCUACUAUUAAAAAUAAAACACCAGUGUUAAAUACUUCAUUCACAGUAAAAAGUGAACACUCAUUGCCAAGCAAGUCAAUUACACUUGGAGGUAAUGAAACAAUUUCAAGUGAGCCCUUGACUAAAGGAAGGAAAUCAAAUAUACGAAAAUCUUCCCAAGCAGCAAAUAUGAUGGGUCCCAUGACCAGGGUCUCAACUAGUAAAUCCUCUACUAAGAUAAAGGGUAAUAGCAUAUCUGAUCAACAGAACUUGCAUGACAAAUCUAUAUCUAAAAGCACAAAUAACCCAGGGAAAAAUCCCGUGAGAACUGUUCCAACAACUACUUCAAGGAAAAGACCCUUGGAUUCCUCUAGGCAAAGUUUAAGAUAUUCCAAAGUAGAUACAAAAACCAAAAGUGAUCAAAAGAGUCUUGUUUUGGAAAAUAAUGUUACCUCUAAGUUAACCCAAGCUGUUCCUUCUAAACCGUCAUACCUUGUGAGAAAACCAGACAUGUCAUUUAACAAGUCUUUAAACAUUCCCAAAGAUGAGAAUGGGAUGGUAAAAUUCCAAGAAAAGUCCAGUGGUGUAGUCAAGAAAACUAAAUCAAGUUUGCAACUUCCUCACAGCAGAGUCCUAAAGAAACCUGCAAAUGACUCCACAACCAGUACUGCCACAGAAAACUCUUCUAGUUCCAACAUAAAACGGAAAUGUUUGAUGUCAACUCCAGUUUUGAGCUGCAAGUCAACCAGCAAGAUACCUACAUCGGGUUCUAAGGAAGUGGUGAAAUCCAAGAUGACACAGCCAUUUAAAAUACAGCAACCUCUUAUGGCAUUGAACGCCAGUAAACCUAAUGUCUCCAAUCAGGUUGCACAAAAAGGCCCGGUGAAAGCCAUCCACAAGCCAGUAGUCAAAGCUUCUGAAAAAAUCCCUGCACCAUCUUUAUCCACAAGAUCAAAAUUACCAAAACCAGCAUUUACAAGUCGUAUUCCACAGAUGAAAUAAAUUUUUUGUUACUUAAUGUUUUAAACCAAGGAUUUUGACAUGUAGGAAAAUAGAGAUCUUUAUUUUA